AUGAGCGAUUGGAUAAAAGCAUUGCUCAGAUCGUGUUGUCUAACGAUUACCGGGGGCGGAAUGCCCGUUCAACGAUGCGGUCACCAAUUGACGUCAAAGAAGAAAAUGGAGAGAAUCGACUCGUUAGUCACCUUCGCAAAAACGGCAACACCAGCGGCAAUGUCUCAAAAGAUGUUCGACGUUGUCUCCAUUCCCCAAUCGACCGUCCACGAGUUGAUCCUCCUGCUCACACUUGGCGGUGAUCCAGCACAGCUCAUUGAAGAUGGUUACGGUGAACGGGUAUUAGCCGAGCGGGUCGAAUCGGGUUCAGUUUGCGCGGAAUGUGAGCAAAAAUUCGAUGCUUUUCUCAAAUAUGCGGGUCCAAUCUACGAGGAAAUGUGGGAUCAGACACCUCUAAAGAUCUCGUGCAACACGCCUGGGCGAGGAGUGCCUGGCGGAGUGUUACCCCUUUGUCUCGAUGGAGGUGGAAUGAGAGGCCUUGUUUCCGUUGUUUGUCUCUUAUUCUCUUCAAGAAGAUUGCUCGGUGAUGAAUCUCUUCCAGAUUACUUUGAUUGGUUAAUUGGGACAAGCACCGGUUCAAUGCUGGCCUUAUCGUUGUCACAAGGGAAAUCCCUAAAAGAGUGUUUCUUUCAAUAUUGGGAUAUGAAAAGGAAGAUUUUUCUUGAUGGAUCGACAAUGGCGAGACUUUUUGGAAAUCAGGUAACCGAACAAACGAGAAACAUUGAGACGAUCUUGAAAGAGUGCUUUCCUACAGAGACUUUUCAUGGAUCAUCUAGACGUCUCACUGUACCCGCCUUUGACAUCACCACCUCACCGGGUCGAUUGUUCACCUUCAGAAAUUAUGCUUUCGAUCGACCAUUCGGCAGUCAACUCCCCGCUGAGCAAGACGCAUUUUUUCGAGAAGCUGCUAGAGCAAGCAGCGCCGCUCCCACCUACUUUGAGCCUUUUCACUACAAUGGACGAAAACUCGUCGAUGGCUCAUUUGUAGCAAAUUCCCCUUUAAAUAUUUUGUGGAAAGAGUAUGAUAACUUUUUCAAAUUCGACAACAAAAUCCGUUUCCACGGAGUGAUUUCGAUUGGAACUGGAGAACCACAAUUGACUGAAAGAAAGAUCAAAGAAUUGACGACAUUUAAAAGAAAAGCAAUCAAUAUUGCAACUGUUGGGACACUCAUUUUGGAACAGUGUGUUGGCCAGGAUCAAUGCAUUGUUGAGGCAGCAUCAGAUCGCUGUGGCGCACAGGGAAUUCCAUUCAUUCGCUUGUCUCCUGUUGGAAUCAAUGUCCGAAUCGAUCAGAUUGAUGAUGGGAAAUUGUUGGAUAUGAUUUGGAAGACUUUAUUCUGGCUGUACGAGAACGUGAAUCAGGUGGACAAGCUCGGCGAGUUGUUGUUCAAAUUGCAUUCGGAUCCCGCGGAAAGAGGCCGACAAAGGAGAUCGAAUACGAUUUUG
Mesorhabditis belari is the source of this 1446-nucleotide messenger RNA. Lineage: Eukaryota; Metazoa; Nematoda; Chromadorea; Rhabditida; Rhabditidae. The record is from the annotation of a GenBank genome assembly.